Molecule: messenger RNA, 317 nt
Organism: Striga hermonthica
Lineage: Eukaryota; Viridiplantae; Streptophyta; Magnoliopsida; Lamiales; Orobanchaceae
Source: the annotation of a GenBank genome assembly
CCAUCGCCGUUCUUCCCCUGCGCGUGCUGCCAUCUCCCGUCGCCUAUGCCUACCGCGCAUAGGCAUGCGCCCGCGCCUUCGCUGCACUCGCGUGCCAUCGCGCGCCCCUCGUCAUUGCUGAUCUUCUCGCGCGCGUUACUUCGCGCGCCCGCGUGUCGCUUACUUGCGCGCCCUUCGCGCCUCAUCCGUUCCCGUCGUGACCCCCGCGCGUCCCAGCUACCGCCCGCGCCCAGAUCACCUACGGCGCCCCCACGUACACCCGUGCAUCCGCCAACUACGCGCCUGCGUACUCCUUGCCAAUCCCGCGUGGCUCGCUU